CAAUGUGGGCAGAGGGAGGGGAAAGUACACACAGAAGCCCGAGAGAAUGGGGCUAAAACAGAGCUGUAGUUGAGAAGAAAUGGCGGACUUUCAUCGUGUGAGCAAAUGACAAAAAAGGUGCGCGACAACAUAAAGAAACGGACGAGCAAAGCAGAAGUGGCGAGAAUUUAAGAGGGAUGUGGAGGAACGUUCUAUCGGUUUCAUCUCGGCUGACUGCCACCAAAGUGUAACGAGAGGAAACAAGAGUAACAGAAGUGCGCACAGGGGCUCAAACUUGUCUCGACCAGUCUGGCGGAAAAGAAAUCAUACUAGACAGAGAGAAAUGACUGAAUUUCUGGUGCUUAAUUUAUCGGGGAGGGAUUUGAACCACAGAGGCAAAUGAGACAGGAAGAGAGUGAGCGAGGGAGGCGGGAGUGAUGAGUGCGUAAAACAGCAGACAGGCAUGAGGAAAAAGAUUAACAGCCUUCACUGAGCCGGCGUGUGUGCUUGUGAAGUACUUCGUGGCAGUGCAAACCGAGUUUGGAAAUAUGAGAACAUAGGCAACGGGACAGGGUAGAUAAAACAAGCGCGUGUUGCGCAAGGUAAAAGCAGGACAAGGAGGAAGAGAGGGAGAGAGACAGACAAAGGUGGGCCUCUAAAGGGAAAGACUAACAGGAGGGGAGAGGUAUGAGGGGACAGCUCUCGAAGUCUUUCUUGUCUCUCAUGAUCACUCUCGUCUGUCUGGGGAGCCUGAUGACCACUCUCAUCUGGUACAAGUCGGACGGCAAACAUGUGAAGCCUCACCAACCAGCUUCUCAAAAGAAACAUGCCGCAAAGCCCUCAGAAAUUUGCAAAGGCUGCAAGGAAAUCAUUAGCAAGGUACAAGAGCGUUACAAUCAAACCUGGAAGAAGCAGGAGGAGAAAUACUUAAAAUUCAGAACUGAUCUGAGACUUAAGUGCAAUGGCAUUGACAAAGCAAUCAUUACCAAGAAUAACACUCCAGUGGGGUUGAAGCUCGUUUAUGAUGGGGAAAAGAAGAGGACUCUACAGGUGAACAAAGAGCUGUUCAGCAUUUUUACAAAGGAGAAUCCUUUUUCAAGUAAGAAAUGGGACACUUGUUCAGUAGUUGGGAAUGGUGGGAUCCUGUCUGACAGCAGCUGUGGAAAAAUGAUUGAUUCAGCUGACUUUGUUAUCAGGUGCAACUUACCUCCUUUGGAAAAUGGAUAUGAGAAAGAUGUUGGCAGCAAAACUAGCCUUGUGACAGCAAAUCCAAGCAUCUUCACACAGAGGUAUGGCUCCCUGGUGGGACGCCGCCUUCCAUUCGUGGAGAGUCUUCGCAAGUACGGCAACUCUCUGCUGCUCCUUCCUGCCUUCUCCUUUGGUAUAAAUACUGCUGUGUGUCAGCGAGUUGCAUAUACAAUAGAGGACUUUAAAAGCCCUAUUCGACCUGUUUUCUUUAACCCUCAGUACCUUGACAGUCUGGCUCAAUUCUGGAGCUCUGAAGGCCUGAAAGAAAGGCGGCUCAGCACUGGAUUAAUUAUGGUUAGCAUGGCCCUGGAAUUGUGUGAAAAUGUGCAUCUGUAUGGAUUCUGGCCCUUUAGUAAUCACCCAUAUGGCCUCUAUACCCUGACUAACCACUACUAUGAUGACAAACCAGCUAAAGCGAGUUUUCAUGCAAUGCCAGCUGAAUUUAACCGCUUGUUGCAGCUGCACACUGAAGGGGUACUCAGGCUUCACCUGGGAGACUGUGAAUCAGAUGAAAAAUAGUUCCCAGGGAUAGACAACAGCACAGAAGCAAAGUGCAGAAUUAAGUGCCUUCUCUAUAGCCUCAGGAUGAAGUUAGACACUCAAUUCAUUUCAUAUGUGUUUAAGAAAAUUUAGACAUUAUUUUUGGUUAGUGGAAAGAUGGAAAAUGGCCACAUAGACACCUUCCUUACCUUCCAGCAACCAAGACAUUUGCACUGAUGAGUGCCUCUUUAACCCUAUUUAUUAAACAGAUGUUCCAUUUGGAGUCUGGAAUGAUUUUAAUGCAGUUUGAUGCCUGUGUAAGGCAGUUGCUCUCAGUCUAGUGCCUCAUGAAAGAUUGAUCUCACCUUAUAUUCUGAAAUACCUCCAUUACAUGAAGACGUUCGUGCUGAAAAGCUUUUUAGAAAGAAAACGAAUACACUGAAUGUAAGGCCUAUUUUGACAUUUUUUAAACUAUUAACCUCUUUGUAUUUUAGUACCAGCUGGUAAUGAAUGUGUAGUGCCUGAUAAAAUCACACAAAUGUGUGUUAUGCUUCGUCACUGCAGUGACCAGACGGUGAUAAAAAACUUACUGCCACAAAGUGGCAACAUACAUUUAUUGGUAAAAUGUUAGUUGUGUAAGUUCUUUUUAUCUCAUUGUUAAUUGUAAAUGUAAAAAUGUAAUUGUAAAAUUUGCACUUAGAGUGAAAACCUCUGUUCAGAACAAUUUCUUAUGCAAUAUUUGUACCAGUAUUUAGGUGUGUCUGAUGUAGGUGGGAAUGUUGCCUUUUAGGCUGGUAUUUUUUAAAGUAUUAGCAUUGAUUUUUGUCAUGCAGAAAUGCCCCUAAUAAGCCACGAUGUUAAAAUGACAUGCCUCCUGCCAUUAAGGUCCCGCUUUUGCUUCCACAAGAGACAUUAGACCUUUGUGGGUAUCCUCUGGUGUAACUACACAUUGGCGCUGAUGUGUAGUUACGUGUUUUGUGAGGUGCAUGCCAAGUUACGUGGAGUAUUAUGCAAGGUUUCUUAGCAUAACACUGCAUUAUAAAGCUGUGAAUUAUCACACCUGACAUCUCUUGUAGCAACGGCAACAUAUUGUGAACAUUUGUAUAUUUUGUUUUUAACAGUAUGUUAUAAAAGGAAAAUGAAAUUCAAAUGAAUACAUAAAUAUCAAAAAGUGUGGUGCCUUUCACUUCUCUAACCAGGUGGGGAAAGAUUUAUCUGGAUGUCUCAGUUGGAAGAUUUAGUAUCUCAAGUGCUUAAAAACUUGCUGUCUUUUGGGCAUUUUUGUGGUUAGUGUAUAUAUAUACAUAUAUUUAUAUGCAUUGUUUCCCUUUUAUUAUUUUUAUAAUCCUGUUUUGUGUUUUUAAAUACAGAUUUCAAUAAGAAGCACAGCUAAUAUUAGAAAGUCCUAUGACCAGCGAUUGUAAUUACUGUAGCAAUGAUGAGCAUUCCAUUUCUUGAUAGAUUUCUUGGCCUCUUCUUGGUAGAUUUGAAAUAUAGCAAAAGAAUACAACAGUUUUGCAAUGUCCAGAUAAAAGAAAAAGCUCUCAAGUGGCAUAUAAAAUAGUGUAAAGAUAUACAUGACAUAUUUAUUCUUUAUAUAAAUGGUAAAUAAUAGAGCUCUUAAAAUAUAUCUCUGUGGAACUCCUAUCAAUAUACUGACCACUAGGGCACUAAGACACUUGACUUAAUACCAUUGGAGAUACUUCCUAAUAGACAGAAGAUUUCAUGAUAGAUGGCUAUGCAUUCAACAUAGGAAGAAAUGAAAAUUGUCUAAUUUGCCUAGGGACACCCUACCAGAGAAAAGUAACAUACAACCUUCUCUUCUAACUAUAAGGUUAAGGGAGCUUAUUCACUUAAACCUUGGUGCAGAGAGCUGGAGACACCAUGGCUGAGUAACUGUUCGUCAUACUUAUCUGAAGUUUGCCAUCUGGGGUGAAUGUGCAAUUAGUGACAAAAAACUGGCAGGCCCAUGAUGCCAUGCACACACCCUCAUAGCUGUUCCUGAAGUUAAGUCACUCUGACUCAAGUAGAGUCCAGCAGACCUGCGGACAUGGAAAGUAACGUGGAAUUUAUAACCAAGGCCUCAGUUAUUGUAUUUACUAAAUGGUUGUUAAACAUGUUUCACACUAAAUGAAAGCAUGGGUUCACAACAACUUAAUUUUCUUAUGCUUAAAGCUGUUAGUGAUGCAGACAGAUAAUUUAUGUUUUAUGAUUUUAAAGUUUAGUGCAUUCUAUUUACAGCGUUUUCACCAGAAUAUGCUAUAAAUAACAGUGCAGGUGGAAAAAUGGGUCUCCAGGGGUCCAUGGUGAAACUGCAUCCGAAAACAUUCAAUUAUCUCUCCAGUACAAUACUCUCUCAAAAUAGGCACACUCACCACAGUCCAGGAAGGGGAAAGGGAAGGUCUGUGCAGAGGGAGAAGACAAUGUCGGAUCCUUUGAGGCAAACACACACGAGCAAAAUACAAGCUAGGAGCCAGUGCUUAACUAACAAGGUAGUUCAACAAUCCAGUAAUGACUACCUUAAGUAAUGGCUGAUGAUGAGAUCAGAGGCCAGAGGGGGUUGAUUAUCUUCAGGUGUGUAGACUCAAGGGUAGGAACACGAAUGAGUACUGCCUCACAGCACAGACAACAACAAACAAUAACAGACAGAAGAGAGGAGAAAGAAACGGAAGCCUAGAGAGAGACAAAACAAACCCUGAUAUGUCAGCCAGGUAGGACCGAGGGACCACGACAAUGUAUGAUUCUCUCAGAGAGGUGCAUUUUUGAUUACCUUAAAGAACUGCAUGUCUAAUAAAUUGAUCUGAUAGUAGAUUUCUUAAAUAUUAUUGGUCAAAUAUUUUAGAAAAUACAACUUCCCACCUCAUGCAUGAAAUCACAAUCCUAAUUCAACCCCAUCACGGACACUUUGAAACCUGUGGGAUCUUAUUUUGAAAGUUUGAUUGUAUUCUAUUGUACAGUAUUGUACUUCCACCCUUAUGAGAUACUGGUGUCCAGGUUCCUGUAGUCUGUAAUGGAGCUGCUGUCUGAGGCGCUGUCAGAGUGUACUGAGUGCGUUGGCAUGCCAAGUUGUAGCCUGUAAUGAGGUGAAACCACACACUAGGCCUGGAUAUUUAAUUAGACAGACUGCUAGGGAAGUAUUUGUUGCUCUAAAUCUCACAUGGCACACUCCACUUUUUUGUUCAGAAACAAUAAUAUAAUAAGACAUUUUCCCUGUUAUUGCACUUGUGUCUUUUUAAAAUAAAGUGUACAAAUUAUUAAUGGAAAA
This is a messenger RNA of Maylandia zebra (zebra mbuna), 4972 nucleotides long. It is a transcript of the gene st8sia6, whose product is annotated as ST8 alpha-N-acetyl-neuraminide alpha-2,8-sialyltransferase 6. NCBI's taxonomy places the organism in Eukaryota, Metazoa, Chordata, Actinopteri, Cichliformes, Cichlidae. The record is from RefSeq and is a predicted model, not a curated record. Gene Ontology annotation, molecular function: alpha-N-acetylneuraminate alpha-2,8-sialyltransferase activity. Gene Ontology annotation, biological process: oligosaccharide metabolic process; N-glycan processing.